AUGUCUGAUGAUUACUAUGCAUUUGACAACGAGUCACUGUUGAAAUCUCGGUCUCAGAGACAGAUUUCAAGACAAGGCUCUUUGGUCAGACCUGAAAGAAAUAGUUUUAAAGAUCCAGACCAUCCAUACCAUUAUUAUGCUUUAAAAGCGAAGGAAACUCAUCUUCAGAUCAAUCCUUCCACAACAGGUGCUUUGCCUGAAGAGUCCUCGUUGGAUAUUCCAAUGCAAGACCUGAAUGUACAGUCAAACGAUAAACUUCCAAGUUCUUCUUUGAACACAGUGGGUGAAUAUGGUGAACCAAAUGAAAGGUUGGUAAUGGAGGGUAGCGAUGGGUUUGAAAAGAAAAACAGUAUUUAUUCAGAAAAGAACGUGUCUCCUCCAAUAGAGAUCGGACAAAGGUUAGAAUCUAAGGCCAAAGAUCAAAACAAGCCCAAAGUGGGCUUUUCGUUAUGGCAAUCGUACUGUUUUUUGAUUACAAUCUUCAUUCCUCCUUCCGUUUUAAAAUUGUUUGGCAUGAAGACAAAAGCGGUUCAAAGAGCAUGGAGAGAUAAAAUUGGGUUGAUUUCAAUCAUCUUUUAUAUUGGAGCGUUUGUCGCUUACCUGACUUUCGGGUUCACAAGAACUGUCUGUGUUCCAGGCAAAGUAAGGAUGCGCAACAAUGAAGCCACCACAGGACAAUUAAUUAUUCAUGGACAGGCAUACUCUCUAGAAUCUUCUUCUCAUCCAGCUGCAGCUGGUAUCCCUGGGGGAUCUAAUAUUCUAUAUCCUCCUGUGAAUGCUGGUGGCAUGGACGCGUCUUUCCUUUUCCAAAACGUUAACGGUAACUGCAAAGGGUUGAUUGAACCAAGAGAAAAUUCUACUAUUCCUUUCGAUGACGACGGAAAUAUGGCAUGGUACUUCCCAUGCAAACUUGUUAACCAAGAUGGUUCAAGUAAACCUAACUUCACAGAGUCAGAAUACUACGCUGGCUGGGGUUGUCACACGAGCUCGACUGCCAGGGAACAGUACUAUGCCCUUAAUGCCCCGGCGGAGGUAUACUUCUCCUGGGAGGAUAUUAAAAAUUCUACGAGAAAGUUGAUUGUAUAUAAUGGUGACGUUAUUGAUUUGGGGAUCUUAGACUGGCUAGAAACUGACGAUCUUACAUAUCCAGAGACAUUUGAUGUCUUGAAAUCAGCCAAUUUAGAAGGUUAUGACAUUUCAUUGGUCUUAUCCACUAGCAGAGAAAGAAAUGUAGCCCGUUGUCUCGUUGAACUUGCUAAGGUUGGUGUUAUUGAUUCAGAAAGUAUCGGCUGUAUUGCUUCUCAAGUGGUAUUAUAUUUAUCUUUGGUAUUCAUUCUAUCCGUUGUCGGUUGUAAAUUCUUCAUCGCGUGCUACUUCCACUACUUUGUAGCAAAAAAACAAGGUGCGUACACUGUUGACAACAAACAACUCGCCAAACAUAAUAACGACUUAGAAGAUUGGUCAGAAGAUAUCAAUUCUCGUGGUCCUUUGAAGCCCGUUGAUCCAUCAUUAAGACCAAUGAAGAAAAAUCAUAAAAAAAACAGCUCCAGUAUCAGUUUAUUCAACCGUAAAUCCCGAUUUAGCCAACAAUCAUUGGGUAAAUCUGUACACUUGAAUGAUCCUGUCAUUCAGAGCCUUGAAAGUACUGGUAUGUCUACAAUGACUACACAAUCCGUGCUGAAAUCAGCAUAUAUGAAUGAAAUGAAGAGAAAAAGUGCACAUGCUGGAUUCGCCUCGCAGUCAAGACCGGUCUCCACUAUUAAUCCUUUUUCCGACAAUCUUGAUCCUUUCGGUACUUCAAUGACUAUGGAAUCGUUAGAUCCAACGAUCAUUCACCCCGAUGCAGUAUUACAGCCGCCCCCAGACUUCAUGCCCUAUGGAUUUCCAUUGGUUCACUCACUCUGCUGUGUCACCUGUUAUUCAGAAGAUGAGGUAGGUUUAAGAACAACAUUAGAUUCCAUUGCAACCACAGAUUAUCCAAACUCUCAUAAAUUAAUCGUUGUAAUCUGCGAUGGUAUUAUUAAAGGUUCUGGUAAUGACAGAACCACCCCGGACAUAGUAUUAGAUAUGAUGGAAGACUUUGUGAUUCCCAAGGAGCAAGUUACAGCUUAUCCUUACGUUGCAAUUGCAGUUGGCGCAAAAAGACAUAAUAUGGCAAAAAUAUAUGCUGGGUUUUAUAAAUACGAUGAAUCCACCAUACCCGCCGAAAAUCAGCAACGUGUUCCAAUUAUCACCAUUGUAAAAUGUGGUACAGCUGAAGAACAAGGCUCAGCGAAGCCUGGUAACAGAGGUAAGCGUGAUUCACAAAUUAUAUUGAUGUCUUUCCUACAAAAAGUGACUUUUGAUGAAAGAAUGUCGGCUUUAGAGUUCCAACUAAUGAAAAAUAUAUGGCAAAUUACAGGGUUAAUGGCUAAUUUUUAUGAAACAGUAUUAAUGGUUGAUGCAGAUACUAAGGUUUUCCCAGACUCUUUGACUCAUAUGCUUUCAGAAAUGGUGCAUGAUCCAUUAAUCAUGGGAUUGUGCGGUGAGACUAAAAUCGCCAAUAAAGGUGAAUCGUGGGUUAGUGCAAUCCAAGUUUUUGAGUAUUUUAUUUCUCAUCAUCAGUCUAAGGCGUUUGAAUCGGUUUUCGGUUCCGUAACGUGUUUGCCAGGUUGUUUUUCUGUUUAUAGAAUUAAGACGCCGAAAGGUAAAGACGGAUUUUGGGUUCCUAUUCUUGCGAAUCCGGAUAUCGUCGAAAGGUAUUCAGAUAACGUUACGGACACAUUGCAUAAGAAGAAUCUAUUAUUAUUAGGUGAAGAUAGAUAUCUAUCAUCACUACUUUUGAAAACAUUCCCCAAACGUAAAACAGUUUUUGUUCCUAAGGCUGCUUGUAAAACCGUUGUUCCAGCCACUUUCAAAGUUUUGCUUUCCCAAAGAAGACGUUGGAUUAACUCUACUGUCCACAAUUUGUUUGAGUUGGUCUUAGUGAAGGAUCUUUGUGGUACUUUUUGUUUCUCAAUGCAAUUCAUCAUCGCAAUGGAGCUUGUGGGAACACUAGUUUUACCUUUGGCUAUUUGUUUCACAGUCUAUGUCAUCAUUUUUGCCAUUGUUUCCCACCCAACUCCCGUUAUAACUUUGGUCUUACUUGGUUUGAUUUUAGGUCUCCCAGGUUUAUUGAUUAUCGUAACAGCCACUAGAUGGUCAUACUUACUUUGGAUGUUGUGCUAUAUAAUCGCUUUGCCAAUUUGGAACUUCGUCUUCCCAACAUACUCGUAUUGGAAAUUUGACGACUUCUCUUGGGGUGAAACUCGGGUAAUUGAUGGUGAAACAAAGACAGCGGACGAAAACGAAGGUGAAUUUGACCAUUCUAAGAUUAAAAUGAGGACUUGGAGAGAGUACGAAAGGUUGGAAAAAAUGAACCGUAAACAAUUAUCAGAUGAUGAGUAUGUCAAUAUUGCUUCAAGUCCGUCACAGUACAUGGAUAUCUUAAAGGAUGAGGAGUCGGAUGCUUACAAUUCAAAUGAGCACUCUAAAGAAAGCGUGCUGUAA
This is a messenger RNA of Kluyveromyces lactis, 3528 nucleotides long. RefSeq names its product chitin synthase CHS3 (gene CHS3). The coding region runs from base 1 to 3528 and encodes 1175 amino acids. Gene Ontology annotation, molecular function: chitin synthase activity. The record is from RefSeq and is a predicted model, not a curated record. Lineage: Eukaryota; Fungi; Ascomycota; Saccharomycetes; Saccharomycetales; Saccharomycetaceae. Gene Ontology annotation, cellular component: cell septum; cell periphery. The transcript has a single exon.